Molecule: messenger RNA, 3669 nt
Organism: Spirodela intermedia
Lineage: Eukaryota; Viridiplantae; Streptophyta; Magnoliopsida; Alismatales; Araceae
Source: the annotation of a GenBank genome assembly
AUGUGGAGAUUCAAGCAAUUCAUUCCUAAAGAGCUGACUGGCUUGGAAGGUCGCAUGCUAGAUAUUGGAAAUGUAAAGGUUCAUGUUCGAAAUGUCAUGGCUGAGGGUGGAUUUUCAUGCGUCUAUCUUGCCAAUGACGCAAUGCAUCCCUCCACGAAUUAUGCUUUAAAGCAAAUGAUUUGUAAUGAUGAGGAGUCACUGGAUUUGGCAAAGAAGGAAAUCUCUGUGUUGAAGAUUCUCAAAGGACAUCCAAAUGUGAUUACGCUUAUUUCAAGUGCAAUUUUUGAUAUGGGACGAACAAAAGAGGUGUUUCUUUUGAUGGAGUUUUGUGAGAAGUCACUGGUUAAUGUUUUGGAGAAUAGAGGUGCAGGUUACUUCGAAGAGAAGCAGGUCCUCUUGAUAUUUAGGGAUGUGUGCAAUGCAGUGUUUGCAAUGCACUGCCAAUCUCCACCAAUUGCACAUAGGUAUGGAGCUUAGAUUCUUAAUUUUUCCUUAGAUUGAAGUUUAGUUUUAUCUGAAAAUAUCAAGGAUACAUUCUGCUAAAUAGAUAACUCUAAGAAUUUUUUUUUUCUCCUGUAACGUUUGGUAAUACUAUUUGAUGGCCUUCUUCGUUAAUGUAAAUAAUGACAGUUCAUCUGAAUGAGACAUGCUAGGCCUGCAAAUCUCGGUUGCCUAUGUUGUCAACAAAAGAACAUUUGUUGAAAUUUGAGACAACUUUCUGCAUGAGUCAAGGUUCAGGUUGUUUGGAUCACCCAAAAAUAUUAAGAAUCUGGAAGAUAAGCUAUCAUAGUGAACAGUAACUAUACAGUAGCGCAUAAUUAAGUGUCCUAAUAUCUAUAUAAUAUAAGCACACAUGGCUUGUUUUAUUUCUUGUCAUUAUCUAUUUAUGGAUCCCUGAUUGUGGUGCACCUUCCAGAGAUCUGAAGGCUGAGAAUGUUUUACUUGGAGCUGAUGCUGCUUGGAAAUUAUGUGAUUUUGGUAGCACUUCUACCAAUCACAAAUGCUUCGAUCGUCCUGAGGAGAGGGGUAUCGAAGAAGAUGUUAUCCGAAAGCAUACAACACCUGCGUACAGGGCACCUGAGGUUUAAUCGAUAGCUUUUAUUUAUGUAUUAUCAAUUUUCCUUCUAUUAUUUAUCUAUCUCUACAGUGAAAAAGUGAAAAGAAUGAACCAUUUAUCUACAUUGCUUCAUUACAGAUGUGGGACUUGUUCAGAAGAGAAAUUAUCAGUGAAAAAGUUGACAUCUGGGUAAGUUGAUGACACUUCAUUGUUUCAUCUCAUGUCUCCUUGUGAAUCAUAACUCUAUCAAAGGCAGGAAAAUGAUUUUAUCCAUUGAAUAGCAGUUUGGGCUGGGCAUCCUUAAAAGCACACUCGAAUUUCUCCCAUUUGGGAUUAAGCUGCGAUAGGCUGUAUUCAUUGUGUUUUGUAGACUUUCUCUCAAAUCCACCGAGUUUCGUUUGAUAGAUAAAUGCCUUGAACAUGUUGCCCAAAUCACGGAUUUUUUAGUGGAAUGAAUGUUUCUUAAUGUUUGAUAUCUUUUUAAAUCCCAUAUUCGUGUAUGCAUAUAAUCAUUUAAUCGGUAUACAAACGAGUGUAUUCAUGAUCACACGUUCUAUCUGUGGACUGCUGAUAUUUUUUAAGCCAAUUGAGAUGUUCUUCAUUGUUGCGAGUGGGUGAUUAUUUUCCUUGUCCCAUUUCAGGCUCUUGGAUGCCUUUUAUAUAGAAUCUGCUACUUGAAGUCUGCAUUUGAUGGCGAAUCAAAGUUACAAAUUUUGAAUGGAAACUAUCGCAUCCCGGAAUUGCCAAAGUACACUUCUUCUUUGACAGAGCUGAUUAAAGACUUGCUUCAGUCAUCCCCGGAUGACAGACCAGACAUCACACAGGCAAGGACUUUGCUUGAUUGGCCAUUCAUCCCCAUGAACCUAGGUUGGUUCGAGAUCAUUGCAUUAUGUGGCAGCUGUUAGACGCAAGGAAAUUUGGUUUUCAGCUGCUGAUUGAACUGUCUGUGCCGACAGGUUUGGUUUCGUGUGAACCUGCAACUACCUGAGGAUUUGCAGAAGCAGAUGCCAGACGGGUUAUUGUGGACAGGAACACCUGAAAAUCACCUUGGAACCGCAAAUAUGCAGAAGGAAGGUGAAUUAAUGUGACCAUCACCUAAAGCAUCAUUUUAAUGGCUGAAUUUGACUUCUGUUUGACUUUUCAAGAAAAAAAAAACUGAUUUCAGUUUAGGUACACCUAUCAAUUGACUUCUGUUUGACUUUUUUUGGUGUGGGUAAUUAUCAAUUUCACCUUUGGAAACUCAAAAUGAUCCUAUCAUGUCACAUCUCUUCCCAGGAAUUUCAAAGAGACCGUCCGUGGUGCCUCGAAGAUCUCCUCCCCCGCCACCUUCCCAGAAAGAACACUCCAAUCUUUCUCAGAGCUCAUUGAAGACAGACGACAACAAGGCCCCACUGGGUGCUUUCUGGUCCACCCAGCAUGCGCGUGAACCACAGUUCUCAGAGGAAAAGUCCACCCGGUUUGAUGACGAGCCAAGACCCAAGCAGGCCCCACAGACCAUCCAAGACAAAACCAAACCUGGUCCUCCCGAGGCCCGUGCCCAACAAAGGACUCUUAGAAAGACUCGUGACAGCCCCAGUGAGGACUUUGAGAUCAGAUUCGACAAGGAUGGUGGGUAUGAGGAGAUAACCAGGUCGCAGCCCAGCAGCAAGAUGGUGUUUCAAAAUGAGGCAUUCAACACCUUUGUGGCGGAGUUUGACACCACCAAGAUCAGCCCCGGCAGCAACAGCGGUAGUAGAAUGACGCCGAGGGAAGAGCUGGAAGCUGAGGUGGAGAGGCUGAAGGAACAGCUGAAACAGGCUAACCUGGAGAAGGCUGACAUCACGUCAAGGUACGAGAAGCUGUCGGCCAUCUGCCGGUCUCAGCGGCAGGAGAUUCAGGAGCUGAAGCAGUCUCUAGCAGUGGCAGCCACGAUGACCCCAUCACAGCCAAGCUCAGACGGAUCUCAAGAACAGACGUCUCCCGGAAGCUUUCAGUCGCCCAGCCCAGUUAUCCCUCUCCUCCUUUCCAUUCAUCAUAUCAUGAGCUUACGAUUUUCUUUCUGAAAACAUGUAGAUGCAUAUUCUGUUCAUCAUCAUUCAUGGGCAAUCUUGAUUCUACAUGUUCUAAUCAUGCUGACAUUCGUCCAAAUAUUCUUUCUAAGAUUCAUAUGUGGGUGAAGAUUUUCCAUCAUCAUUGAUGUCGCUGUUCUUCUGAUUGAUAUGCAUUCCACGCAUGAAUUUUAUUUAUCUGGAAACUUAUAAAUAUAUUUCAUCCUGGCCCAGCAAAGGGAGAAGAUAGAAGGAUCGAUCAGGGAGCUCUCCAGCAGCAUGCUCAAGAGCUCAGCGUCCCCCAGUCCAGAUUCCAAGCCAUGGCAACCCUUUGCCGAGCAGCCAAGACCGCCCCAGCAGCCCCGAUCAGUCCGGACGAUCAACGGGCAUCAUCGGAGCAGCAAGGUCUCCGGUUCAACCCCUGCCGUUGACCCCUGGGGCUUUGACCAGGAAGGCUUCAUCGCCGCCGACACCUUAGGCCCUCAGAUCUCAAGGGCCUCUGGCCCACGUGGCGGUGGCGGCAGUGGGGGCAGUGCUGAGCCGAAGGCCUCGGGAAAUCAGCCCUCCGGUUGGGCAGGUUUCUAG